GGGACGUCAUCCAGUCCCACAGUCAAUCCAAGAUGGCGUCUACCACAACGAAAACACGAGCCGGUGUCAGAACCGGGGCUCCGUCCUUUCUCCAGAUAAUACUAGUCGUGGUCAUAGUUGUAUUGUUAUAUAGCUACUGGAGUGUUUCUUCUAGAAACAGCAAACUCUUGAGAGAUCAUGUUAUGCUGCAACAAAAAAUUCGAAGUUUGGCUGGCAAGAAAAUCAGCAUAGAGAAGAAAUCGGCGACAUUGUUAAGCCAAAUUACAGAUCUUUCAAGCGAAAAGGAAAAGUUUGAAUCGGCUGCUAAAGAGGUUGAAGGGAAGAAAAGUGUCCUUGAGAAAAAGGUUAAGAGUAUGGAAAUUGAAGUUCGACAACAAAACGCGAAACUCACGGGGUUGCAGAAAGAAGGGGGAAAAUACAAGACUGAAGUUUCCCUGCUUCGUCAAAGUAUUAACCAUACGUCAUCAAAGCUUGACAUUAUGCAAGGAAAAGCUAAGAAACUCAUGGAAGGAUACAAGUCACUUAAAAACAAUUAUCAAGAAUUGCUGAAAAAAAUGAAUGAAACAAUCAAAGAAAGAGAUGAGUGCUAUAAAAAACUAUCAUCACAGAGACCAGUAUCGGCACAAGAUAGGAGCGUUAAGAAAACAAUACAACCUGAAUCCCAAGAAAAUGCAAGAAAUAAGGUCCCCCAACAGACCCAGAAUAAUCUACAAGGCCAAUUAGCUAAUAAUGCCAGCAAUGAUGUUGUUAAAGCCAACCAGACAAUUGCAAUAACACCAACAAACAAAUCACAGACAGCAAGUCCAGUCACCCAGGCUAAACCAACAUCGCCUACGACAGAGGCAGAUAGUGAUGUUCAGAAUGGAGAUGCAAAGUCAGCCCAACUAGUAAAUAAACCUGAUAAUGCCAAGAAACAAGAGAGUGAAGUUGAGCAGAAGAUCACAGGAAAGAAGAAGACAAUAGGUGACUUGGAGAACACUGUGGAACAAGAAGACAUGGAUCACAAUGAAGAGAAAAAGAAGACCAUUGAAGACCUGGAUGAUACACAUAACAAAGGACUAGAGGUUAAAGAAGAUGGCGAGGAUGCAGAUGGUAGAGAUAGUAAGAUCAAUGAGGUUAAAUCCCAGGAAAAUAUUGAAGGAGUUAAGCCACAACCCCUAAAGAUAAAGCCUCUAAGAUUCCAGAGCUUAUCACGACAAGGGAUAAUGAAUGAAAAGGUGUUGCAGAAACAGAACAGGGAGCGUGGACUGCGCCAGCAACCAAAGCGUGGUAACUGAGUUACAUAGCAGCAUUGUCAGCAAGUCAAAAAUCACAGGUGGACAAGAGCAUAACAGCAACUGAUGCUUGGAUAGUCUAGAUAGAAACAGUAUCUGCUAUGUUUUUUCAACCUUGUCCUAGAGCUGCUGUUGAACUAAAGUAGUAAAGAGCCUCAGGAUCUGCUGUCUGGUUGGAUUGUCAAUGACAGAGAGAUAUUUAAGGCUGUGAAAUCAUUUUAUUGUUCUACAUAAGAGAGUUGUACAAGUCUUGAGCAGCUAAUUGAAUAGUAAAAUGUACUGUAGAUACCUGAUAUUAGCUAAGUGUUUUAGAAAUCAGAACUAGUAAGAAAAAAGGCAAUUGUCACAAGAACAAAACAUGCUUGAAAAUCUUAGUUACAAAACAUCCCUGUUUAGAACAUUAUGUUCUGCUCAGAGAAAUAAGGUAUUGUUCUUAUAACAUGAACGUCAACUAACUUUAACAACUUCCCUGGUUUUGUAUAUAUUUUCUAAUGUCAAGCUUGCUGUUUCAAAAAAACAAGCAGACAAAAUCUCUAGAUUUUGCUUUGUGGAUUUUGGUGGGGAAAAAAGCCUGCAUACUUAAAAUAUGAAAAGGGAAUACAGAAAAAAAGAGCGGGCAAAGACCAGAAAACAGCUGGCUAUCGCCGCCAGCCGACACUGCUAUUUUAAACCCUGCAUAUUAUUUAUGUUUUUCUAGAGCUUGGGUUUGUUAAAAAUAUUUAAAUUUAUAGUCUCUUGCACAGGAUGUUUCACAAUUUAUAGUGGCCCAGUUCUGGUCACUGUGAAAUAGACAUAUAUGCAAUUUUUUUGUAUAAUGUUCUUGUCUUUCUAGAAAUCAAUCAUUAAAUGUCAUGUAAAUUAAA
Molecule: messenger RNA, 2137 nt
Organism: Nematostella vectensis (starlet sea anemone)
Lineage: Eukaryota; Metazoa; Cnidaria; Anthozoa; Actiniaria; Edwardsiidae
Product: protein GOLM2
Exons: 6
Coding region: 33-1277 (414 amino acids)
Source: RefSeq, a predicted model, not a curated record